Molecule: messenger RNA, 240 nt
Organism: Trypanosoma grayi
Lineage: Eukaryota; Euglenozoa; Kinetoplastea; Trypanosomatida; Trypanosomatidae
Exons: 1
Coding region: 1-240 (79 amino acids)
Source: RefSeq, a predicted model, not a curated record
AUGAGGGUCGACGUGGAAAGGUGCCCUCCGAACGCUCUCGUGUGGCUGAGGCAAGUUGGCAGUGGCUGCGGCUUCAUUGCCGUGACGGUUGAGGGUAAGCUUUUGUGGUUCUCCGGUAUGCACCAAGCGAGUCGUGUGGGGAACUGGCGCUGCGACUUGGUCAACCCGUGUGUCACCCACAACGCCCCUGUCUUUGAUGUUGGGUAUGUUUCCAUUGACAAUGAAAGCAAACUGUACUAA